CGUCCCCCCGAUCCCAUCCCAUCCCGUCCCGUCCCGUCCGCGGUCGGAGUGUCUGCGCCCCGGCGCUGGCCGAUGGAUCCCGAGGCGGCGGGGGACGAGCUGUCCCGCUUGCGCGCCCUCUUCCUGGCGUGCGACGCCAACGGCUCGGGCCGCAUCGAGCGGGAGGACUUCGCGGCUCUGUGCGCCGAGCUGCGGGUGCGGCCGGCCGAGGCCGAGGCCAUCUUCCAGCGCCUCGACAGCGACCGCGACGGGACCAUCACCUUCCCGGAGUUCGCCCGUGGCUUCCGCGGUGCCACACGGCGGCAGCCCGGAGGCGGCGAGCCGGGGGCCGACGACGGGGAGGAGGAGGCGGAGACGGCGACGGCGUGGGUCGCCGCGGGGCUGGAACAACCCUGGAAGGACUUCGAAGUGCGGCUCGGGGACGAGGCGAAGUACAUUCCCAGGCAAGAGCAGGUCAGUGUUCUGUAUCAGAAUAUACAUAUAGCAGAACCAAGAUUAAUCCAGCCAUAUGAGCAUGUCAUUAAGAACUUCAUCCAAGAGAUCAAACUUCAAAGCACUGAGAUGGAAACUUUGGCUAUAGCAGUAARAAGAGCUCAGGACAAAGCAGCAGUUCAACUCAGUGAGCUAGAGGAAGAGAUGGAGCUACGGAUACAGGCUGCAGAGCAUAAAGUUAAAAAGGAAGAGAAGCAAAAAGCUGAAGAAGCACUGAAUGAGCUGAAGCGCCAGUAUGAUACUGAAGUUGGGGAUCUUCAGGUGACGAUAAAAAAACUUAAAAAGCUGGAGGAGCAAUCCAAAUAUGUAAAUCACAAGGAAGAUGUAGUUGAACUGAAAAAAAGAAUACAUGAUAUGUUACUGGAAAACCAGAGACUUAAGAAAGAUCUUUUAGAAGCACAGACAAAUAUAGCUUUUCUACAGAGUGAAUUAGAUAGYUUGAAAAGCGAGUAUGCAGAUCAAUCUUUGAACACUGAGAGAGACCUAGAAAUUAUUCGAGAGUAUACUGAAGACAGRGAUAAUCUGGAAAGACAAAUUGAAAUACUUCAAUCAGCUAAUAGAAAGUUACAUGACAGCAACGAUGGUUUAAGAAGUGCACUUGAAAACAGUUUCAGCAAGUACAACAGAUCAUUGCGGCUAGCAAACACCUCACCAGGAAGUACCAUUUCCAGAAGCAGUCCUAAAUUUAAUGGUGAACAUUCUCCUUUAAACCCACGUUAUGACAGGUCGUCUCAUUCAUCUUGUGUCGAUGAAGAUUACGAUUCUUUAGCCCUUUGUGAUCCUAUGCAAAGGAUAAACUGUGAAGUUGACAGCUUACCUGAGAGCUGUUUUGACAGUGGUUUGUCUACCCUGAGAGAUUCAAAUGARUAUGAUUCAGAAGUGGAAUACAGGCAUCAAAGGAUUUAUCAAAGGUCAAACUGUAUGCAAGAAGGCUUUGGUGGUGAUGCUUCUGAUACAGAUGUUCCAGAAAUCAGGGAUGAAGAAGAGUACAGUCCUGCUAACAGCACUGUAGUUUUAGACUGGAAACCCUCACGACCAGUUAGUCGAAGCAGCUCCGUUGCUUCAACAAGGAAAUACAUAUCUGCUCUCACCCCUCAGUCAGAUGCAACUGAAUGUGCUCCAAAAUACCCCAGUUCAGAGAAGGCUUAUAAGAUUGUUCUUGCUGGAGAUGCAGCAGUGGGAAAAUCCAGUUUCCUAAUGAGACUUUGCAAGAAUGAAUUUCGAGGCAACACCAGUGCAACUCUGGGUGUGGAUUUUCAAAUGAAAAGGCUAAUUGUGGAUGGAGAACCUACAGUGUUACAACUCUGGGACACAGCUGGGCAGGAGAGAUUUCGAAGUAUUGCUAAAUCAUACUUCAGAAGAGCAGAUGGUGUCUUACUACUGUAUGAUGUAACAUGUGAAAAAAGCUUUAUUAAUGUGAGAGAAUGGGUGGAUAUGAUUGAGGAUGCAACUCAUGAGAAUAUUCCAAUUAUGAUGGUGGGAAACAAGGCAGAUCUUCGUCAAGCUUUUACAGARCAAGGGCAAAAAUGUGUGCCUAUAAACUAUGGAGAAAAGCUGGCCAUGACUUAUAAUGCAUUAUUCUGUGAAACAAGUGCUAAAGAUGGAGCUAAUAUUGUAGAAGCAGUUCUUCAUCUUGCUCGCGAAGUGCGAAAACGAAGUGAUAAUCAAGAUGAUACAAGAUCAGUAACCAAUCUGGCUGGGACACCUGUCAAAAAGUCAACACUCACAAAAAACUGUUGCAAUGUUUAAAUGACAAUUAAGUUUUCUCACCUAAAUAACUUGUCUAUUUGAAAAAGCCCAAGCCUACAACCAAACCAAAAUAGUUCAGUWAUGUUUUCUUUUUAUCAUGGAUUUAUAAAUUUGUAUAUUUAGAAAUUACACAUAAUGUUCAAAAUCCAGACUCUACUCUCUGUUCAUUCAUACUUGUGAACUUACUUCACCCCAUAGACUCUGGUUUCACUUUUCUAAAGUAACAUAAUUCAAUUAAAUGAGUUCAGAAUCAAGGCUACAGUAGUUGCUACAUACAAUAUUGUAAUAUAUAUUAUUGUUUCUACCUUCAUGUUUCUUUUAUUUUCAGUAUUUCAUGUAUACAGAACUGUGUAAUAUCCAGUCAAUAUCACACAGAUAAAGAAAAUAUCACAAUAURCCAGUGUAAUAUCACACAGGUAAAGAAAAAAUUAUGGCUUCAAUUAAUUUAAUCUCUUUUUGAUCAUAUCUGCUUAUCUAGUUUUUGAGUGCCUUAAGUAUAAGUUGAUGAAACAUUUAUUAAAAUUUCAAACCAUUAAAUGGUUGCCUAGGUCCAAGUAAUCCCUGAGUUUACAGGAACCAGAGUUGUCUUUGUUGGGAGAAGACCGUGGCAGGUGCAUGGUGUUCUGUUGUAGUUUCUCAAGAGCUGGCUAGUUAGAAUGUAUUUAAUUUUGUGUGUUGAGGUUUGRUUAACAACUGAGAACUAAACUUUACAUCUGAUCCUGCACAGCUCAGAGGUAAAAGAAACAUUUGUYUGGACUAUUUCAGUUCAAAAUUCCAGACAGAAUGAAACACCUGUGAUAUGUAUGAUGGCUGAAAUGAGUAAAUGAUCCAAUAUCUGCCUGUUUUACCAAUCCAAUAUGAGAUUGGUAUUACUGAGUGAUAGGAGUUGUAAUUUUUCUCUUGUUUUUCAAAUACCUUAUAUUCAGUGAGUAAAUGAAAGAUUGUAAUAAUACACAGUAGUCUGAUUUAAUGGAUAUUUUUAAAUGCAUUAAGUUUUGAAUCUGCAGGUGAAAAGAAUUGCUGCACAUGCACAAACAUUUGUACAAACUGUUCAUUAAAAGAGAAACCUGKGAUGAACAGCAACCGCUUACAGUAAUGAGAGCACCUUCACCUGAUUUUACAAAAGUUGUGAGAAACUCAGCAGGAGGUGGUAGCUUUAGGUGUCCGCAUCUCUAAAUAAACAGAGUUGUUAUUGCUUAAAAUAGUUCCCAAGAGUUCCAUAGUGUAGUAAAAAAUUAUGGGCAUUAAUACAACUAGCAGUCAUAAUCCAGUCAAAAUGGGGUAGGACCUUUUCAGAGCCAGCAAACUUGUCUCCUGUUUCCAUUAGUAAAACAUUUCCAGGCUGAAGCCUAGUUCAGUAAAUCAAAYUUGGAUAAAGUUUUAUCAGCUGAUGGAAAACCCAUACAACUAACAGCUGUUGCUGCUGCACUGUUUGAACUCUAUAUUGCUUGUACUGUGUUAUCUCUUACAUAAAAUAUGGAGUUCAGAGAAACAGGAUAUUCAUAAUUUUUAAAAAAAGGUUUAAACUAGGAAAAGUAAUGUUUUAAGGUAUCCUUUCAAACCUCUAAUCAGAGCAACUAUAUAUACUUCUAUAUAUAUUCUAUACUUAUCAGAAAAGUUUUUAAYAAGAGGGAGAAGUCUAAUGCCAGAAUGAGUAAGACAUUUUAUUUCACUGUGUAGUAGGUCAGCCUUAGAAGACAAAAUAUGUUUGGUGGGKUUUUUUUUAAGUACUAAGAGAAUCUUCAUAUGCUACCUAAUUCUUUGCAGUAGACUUCAGGGUCAUAGCAUCUUAUUACAAGCUGUGCAGGAGGCCUCACUGUAGUUCUGAGGCUUAUUUGGUGCAGAGAAUUAAAGACACUCAGAUGUAUCAGGAAUAUGCCUAAUCACAUACAUAUUAUUUGAUGUUAACCCUAUAUUAUUAAAAAAAAAACCCAAACAAAUUAACUCUUCAAUUAGCUUAUUUGAGGAGAAAAGCCACAUUAGCUGAUGGUAUUGAUGAGGGCCUCUUCUCUGUUCUUUGUGUGCAAGCCCUUCCCUCUGCCCAUAUUGAAAGAAAUGGAAGAAAAAUUAAUUUGGGAUGUGUUUGCAGAUAAUUCUUCCUACAUUGUAGGAGAAGAGAGGAAGAUGAUCCAAUGCCUGGUUUCUGAAGUGUGAGCCUUCAACAUUGUAGGCAUUUACAUUUUCUCAGGAUAGGAAGGUCAUGAUUAUAAGCUGUUACUUACAUUCCAAAAUAUUUCUCCUUCAAUGUUGUUAACUUGGACUGGGGGUCAAUGUUCUAUAUGUGUGUCCUGAGCUACUGUGUUUGACCAGCUCUGUGGUCUUGGUCUGCAGUGAAGGAGGUGAAAUAUUUGCCUAAACCUUGACACACCUGCAUGAGCAAAGUGGCUGGGUACAGAGAAUCACUUGAAGUUCCUUGCAGGAAGUAUUUCUGGCAGUGGUUUUGUCCAACCUCCCAAGGACCCAAGCAGAGAUGGACUUUUGCCAGCCCUAGAUUGGGUUAUCUGUGGGUUUGGCUACCCAGCCUGUGAAAAUGCUCCAAGACRGAAGUUCUGCAACCAUUCUGGUUCCCACACUUGUCCUCGUUUUCUGGAUAAACAUUUCUCUUCAUGCCCAGCCUCAGUUUCCCAAGUGCCUAGAAAUUUAUAAUGGUUCUCCCUCAUUAUCUCAUCUCUUGCUGUUAACUAGAACUUGAUGACAGAGUGGAGCUUGGUGACUCCACUAUCCACUAGUGUAACAACGUCAGGAAUAUUUCUUGCAAAUGUGGCUUCCACGUCCUGGAAUUGGCGGCACUUGUGCAUGUGUAGUAAUUGCUUUCAUAUCUAAUAUUUUUAUCAUACAGAGGGUGCCAUGUGAAUAUCCAUGCUUGUAGAGAGUCUGAUUGAAGGAUGUGAGUUCAGGGACCUGCUUUCACACCUGUUUUUCUCUCUSUACAGGCCACUGAUAUUUUGAGUAYUUUUUCAUAUAUUUUAAUGACUGAAAUCUAUUUUACAAUAUUUAGCCAAAUGAUAUAACCUGAAUCAAUUUAUUAAGCUCUGUAUCAUGUAAAGCAACUUUAAUUUGAAUCAGUGUUGUUUUUUKAAAUAAGGUUCAGGGUUGAAGAUUGUUAACUGUUAACAAAAUUUCACCUUGGAGUAAUGUUAUGAUCAAUGUUUAGGUGACUUUAAAAGCACAACUUAAUGGGGAUAUAGCUAUAGCUCAGUUGGAACUUGUUUUAGAAGUCCUGUGAUGGUUAUCUCYAUCAUGUCUUGAAUGUUCACAUAACACCAUGUUGAAUUCRUUUUAAAGCAAAAGAACUUGGAAAAAUAUUUAAAUCUAGAAAUUAAAGCAUGUAUUUAUUUAUACAUGGAAAUAAUGCAUAUUUUUUUCUGUUGUUUUGCUUUAAAAGGUUUCCUACCUUCCCUUCAACCUAAAAGGUAAAAUGUCAWACAUCAGCUUUAUGCUUUGACAUGGUUGCACUAUUGUCCUUUGAAUGUUUUUAUGGUUUUAGRUAGUACAUAAGAACUAUUAAUUUAAUCGCACAAGUUUAUUUUUUUAGUUAGUGGAAGUGUUCCCUUAAUACAUGUAUUUAUUUGAAAAGGAAAGGUUUUUAUGGUUUUCCUCAGGAUUUGUAAAUAAAUUAUUUUUAUUCAGUUGACAUGGAAGCAUUAUUUUUUCCUGUAUUUUUAACCCUUUUUAAUUAUAAUGUAUUACAUAUUUCUGAGGCAAUAAUUUCUGAGACAUGCUCCAAAACUAUUUUGAUGACGGAAGUUCUUGUAACCACUUUAUGCCUGUUUAGCAUAUACUAGUGGCUUAAUGAGACAAGCUGCUGCUUCCAAGUUCUGUUGUGGCCUUACAUGGCUGAAGUAUUUUUCUGUGUAACUCCUUUUGUAUUGACUAGAAAAUCCUCCAUUAGAAAAAAAAAAAAUCACAGUUAUAAAUCUGUAGAGAAUGUUUAAAUGUACUUUAAGGAAAAUAUCUAUAGGCCACUCCUACAAGGAAAUCGUGCAGUACCUGUGCCUACAUGCAGAUCUCCAAAUAAAGUAAUGGGCUCUKUGCUAGUGCAGGAAAUCCAUAUAUAGAUCGUUUUAAAGAGGUUUUCUCUUUUUUCCCCUAUCUGCUGCUAUACAGCAAUGCUAGGUAGCAUUUUASGUAAAAAUACUGCAGUUAAAGUUCCCCAAAUCAUAAACCAAAGGAAGAAAUAUAUUCAUAUAGUCAUGGUACUACAUUAUAUUAUAAAUAAACAUAUUUCCAAAUGUUUCUAGCUGUAUCAAAUAAUUAUGAAAAUGGACCAAUAUCUCAUGUACAAUUCCAAUGGCCUUUUCCACUACCUCUGCCAUACUUGGUACAUGAAAUCUUCUCAGUAACCCUGRCUGGGCUACUUACGAAUUAGAUAAGUUUUUAGAGCAUGAAUUAUUUUAUUAUUUCUCUUCCACUCUAUUACUACGAGUCCRUGUCUUUUCUUAUUGGUAUCCUUAGGACUGGUAAUAUCAAUAUUCAUCAUUACUAAUUUUCUAAAACCAGUUUUUUUGAGAAAACUUGCUGUAAAAGAAAAUUUGACUCAAUAUGUGAAGUGUUACUGAGUUUGUACAAAGAAGUCCUUUUUCUACAAUUCUGCUCCUUAAGUUAUGGCACCAGAUAGCUGGACUGAUAGAAAGUUAGUCACUGAGUGGCUGAGUAACAAAUAAAAGCUGUGGCGGUUUCCCAAAGAAUAUAAAAGGAAGUAUGUAAAACAAAAGUGUAUUUUCAUACUAGUAUGCGGAAGAAAUUGUGUCCAUUGUGUGUUCAUUUAAUAAAAGUCUGUAUAUUCUCUAAAUAAGGUUCUAAAUUUUGAGAAGUUUUUAAAAAAUUUUAUAUUGUUUACAAGCAAAACUAGUGUUUAUGCAGCUUUUUCCUCUUUAAACAACAGAUCAUUUACUGUAAUUUUGUAUAUAAAUGUCUAAAACUUACACCU
Molecule: messenger RNA, 7171 nt
Organism: Malurus melanocephalus (red-backed fairy wren)
Lineage: Eukaryota; Metazoa; Chordata; Aves; Passeriformes; Maluridae
Gene: RASEF
Product: RAS and EF-hand domain containing
Exons: 17
Coding region: 73-2241 (722 amino acids)
Molecular function (GO): GTPase activity; calcium ion binding; GTP binding
Source: RefSeq, a predicted model, not a curated record